CAUGGUGAAUCGAACGUGCUACACGUGUUUGAAUGAAGCUAGGCCAGAUCGUAACGUACAGUAACGUAAUAUAACCUCUAAGUACAAGAAAUAUAUUAAUUCUUAAAAAUCUUGGUAAAUUUGACCAGAGAUUACAAGUGCCUGUGAAUGUUAGUCUUGAAGGAUGCCGGUGAUACAAAGGGUCGUUAAACCAAAAACACGGAAAGGAAAAAAGGCACUGCUGAGUAGAGAGCCCAAAAUCAUCGAAGAUGCGAAACAAACUUUGUUCAUUAAGGGGAGCCGUAGUAGCGAGACUCUCAACAGUUGCGUGAAGGAUUUGUACGACUUGAAAAAACCAGAUGCUAGGAUGAUGCAGAAAAAAAACAACAUUCUGCCGUUCGAGGACGUUACACCGUUGGAACAGUUUUCCAGAAAACUGAGCUCCUCUCUCUUUGUCUUUACUUCCCACAAUAAAAAGCAUCCCAAUAGUCUCAUAGUUGGUAGAAUGUUUGACAACAGUUUACUUGACAUGGUUGAGUUCGGGGUCCAGGAAUACGAAGGUCUUGCAAAGUUUAAAGUAGAUAAAGUUUCCAUGGGGAUUAAACCGAUCCUCAUCUUCAACGGCGAACUGUUUGAGCACAAUCGGGACUAUUCUAGGAUCAAGAGUCUUUUAGUAGAUUUAUUCCAGCGUGAUAAUGUUGAGAAUAUCAGAUUGCAGGGGCUUGAACAUACACUCAGUUUCACCGCUAUAGAUAAUAAAAUACAAGUACGGAGUUACAGAAUACUUUUGAAGAAAUCUGGAAGCAGGAUACCCAGGAUCGAGUUAGAGGAGAUUGGUCCACGUAUGGAGUUAAUUGUAAGACGCACAAAAUUGGCUUCUGAUGACCUGUACAAGCAGGCAUGCAAGAAACCCAAGGAACUCAAGGUCAAAAAGAAAAAGAAUAUUUCUAAGGACACUUUGGGCACAAUGCACGGAAAGAUUCAUAUGGGCAAACAGAGGAUACAGUCAAUACAGACAAGGAAAAUGAAGGGUCUUAAGAAAACGAUGGGCGAAAGGAAGGCUGAGCGGAAAAGGAGGUCAAACCAAGAGGAUGGAAUGGAAGCAAAAAGAAGUAGAACCGACGGUGAUGCCGUCGAGGGAUAAUAGAUGCAAAAUUCGACACAUACUUGAUUACUUGUGUUAAUUUCAGUGAUUUAAUACUGAUCAAUACUUGACAAUUCAUGAAUACAUCUUAUAUGUACUGGUAUAUAAGGAGGGCCAGUAAGAAAAUAGAGCGUAAUUAUUUUUAAAAUUA
Neodiprion fabricii is the source of this 1274-nucleotide messenger RNA. RefSeq names its product ribosome production factor 2 homolog (gene Non3). The record is from RefSeq and is a predicted model, not a curated record. Gene Ontology annotation, biological process: maturation of LSU-rRNA from tricistronic rRNA transcript (SSU-rRNA, 5.8S rRNA, LSU-rRNA); ribosomal large subunit assembly. The transcript has 5 exons. Gene Ontology annotation, cellular component: nucleolus. Gene Ontology annotation, molecular function: rRNA binding. NCBI's taxonomy places the organism in Eukaryota, Metazoa, Arthropoda, Insecta, Hymenoptera, Diprionidae. Bases 164 to 1123 code for a protein of 319 amino acids.